AUGGCCGAGCACGGGGCUCACAUCACAGCCGCUUCUGGCGCAGAUGACCGGCCCUCCAUCUUCGAGGUGGUGGCGCAGGAUAGUUUGAUGGCCGCCGUGAGGCCCGCCCUUCAGCACGUGGCCAAGGUGCUUGCAGAAACCAACCCUGCCCAUUAUGGCUUCCUCUGGAGGUGGUUUGAUGAAAUCUUCACUUUUCUGGAUCUUCUGCUUCAGCAGCACUACUUGUCUAAAGCCAGUGCCUCCUUCUCUGAAAACUUUUAUGGCUUAAAGAGGAUCGUGAUGGGAGACCCUUCAGGGGGCCAGAGGUUGGCCAGUACUGGCCUUCCAAAGAAGCAGCUUUGGAAAUCCCUCUUAUUUUUGGUCCUCCUUCCCUACUUGAAAGUGAAGUUGGAGAAAUUGGUCUCCAGCCUAAGAGAAGAGGAUGAAUAUUCCAUCCACACUCCCUCUUCAUAUUGGAAGCGUUUUUACCGAGCUUUCCUGGCAGCUUACCCCUUUGUGACCAUGGCCUGGGAAGGCUGGUUCCUCAUACAGCAGUUACGUUACAUCCUGGGGAAGGCUCAGCAUCAUUCACCCUUGCUGAGCCUAGCUGGAGUUCGGCUAGGUAGACUGUCAGCUGAGGAUAUCCGAGCUUUGGAAAAGACACUAGCUGGAGCUAAUAGGAUGCAACAGCCAGCCGCUAGCAGCAUCCGUGAGAAGGUGCAGUCAGCUGUCAAGAAAGCUGUAGGAGGCCUUGCCUUGUCCAUCUCCACAGGCCUUUCUGUAGGUGUUUUUUUCCUGCAGUUCCUAGAUUGGUGGUAUUCAUCAGAGAAUCAAGAAACCAUCAAAUCCCUGACUGCCCUGCCCACCCCCCCACCCCCUGUGCAUCUGGAUUACCACUCUGAUCCGUCUCUGUUGCCAAAGCUGAAGACGGUGUGUCCCUUAUGUCGAAAAACCCGGGUGAAUGACACUGCACUCGCCACCUCUGGCUAUGUGUUUUGUUACCGAUGUGUGUAUAACUAUGUGAGGAGUCACCAGACCUGUCCCAUCACAGGCUAUGCAACAGAAGUCCAGCAUCUGGUUAAACUGUACUCCCCCGAAAACUGAAUGACCAUGCAAACUGUGCCCCAUGGUAAGAGUGCUCUGCCUACCCUCAUUCUGCCAGAGUGGUAUUCUAUACAUGGUAUUGCUCAGUCAGAUCCAUCCAUCCUAGUCACUUAUCUCAGGACCACCUCAACCUUAAAGAGCCUAGCAAAACAUUUUUAAAAUCAAAUACAUACCCAUUUGAAUGUAGUCUAUUUAUAUGCCUUCUAACCCCCAUUCAGAAAUUAAUGAAAACAGAGUCAAGUUGUUAUGUGAAGAUAAAACCAGGAGUCUUUGGAGGGGAUGGGGGCAGGGGAGAAGGGGGAAGAACAAAGUUGUUGUGAGGAUCACAUGAAAUAAGAUAUGGAAAGCACUUGAAUUAAGACAUACAAGUGCUAUAUUAUGUGAAGGAAGAAGCAGAGAGCAUCCAGUCUCCACUGUCUCCUCCCAUACCUUGGAUCCAAACUAUAGUAGCCCAAGAAGGAUCCAAAGAAGUACAGGUCCUUUCCAAGGACUCUCUUGUCUGCCAAGAAUCUUUAGGUAUUCAAGGGAGAUUUUGUUUGCUUUGAAUGGAAAUAAAACUUUAGGAAAUGAAUCACUUUUUCAACUGACACCUCUUCAGCACAUACUUAUUAAUACCCCAUCUAGUUUGAAUUGUGAUUUGAAGUGAAUCUUUCACAAAGUAUGUAAUUUAUCUUUCUUGAAAUUCUGGAUAAUGGCACAUAAUGUAUUGGGUUGGUUUUCCAAUUCAAAGCAGUCUGAGAGUUUUAAGUGUGAAAGUCAAACUGAUAUAAUAUAAGGAAAAUACAGUUAGACUAACACUAAUCCAACUCUGAGUCACAGUGAUAGAACUGGAAGGGACCUUGGAAGCUCUCUUGUCCAUGUCCCUCUUUGCAGAGGAAAAAUAGAGGCUCCUAAGUGAGUAGUUUGCCCUCUUCACCUAGCCAGUUGCUGACAGAGCCAGGACUAGAAUCCAGGCACCCUGACUUCCUCACCCAGUGCUCUUCUCCACUGUGCCACAAUAACAGGGAGCAGAAAAACAGCUUUGUGUGGGCAUUUUCUGCUAACUCCCCAAAACAUUUGCUAAACUAGCAUGAACAUGUCUCACCGCUAUUAAUAGCAAUUUUUAUAAAACUUCACUGCAAUGUAACCCAAAAAUAAAUUUUGGUUUUGCAUAACACAAA
Messenger RNA from Antechinus flavipes (yellow-footed antechinus), 2243 nucleotides. RefSeq names its product peroxisomal biogenesis factor 12 (gene PEX12). The coding region runs from base 1 to 1083 and encodes 360 amino acids. The transcript has 3 exons. Gene Ontology annotation, cellular component: peroxisomal importomer complex; peroxisomal membrane. Gene Ontology annotation, biological process: protein import into peroxisome matrix; protein monoubiquitination. NCBI's taxonomy places the organism in Eukaryota, Metazoa, Chordata, Mammalia, Dasyuromorphia, Dasyuridae. Gene Ontology annotation, molecular function: protein binding; zinc ion binding; ubiquitin-protein transferase activity. The record is from RefSeq and is a predicted model, not a curated record.